GAUGAGAAACGACUGGCGAUAAAGAAAGCAAAAGAGGAUUUGGAGCAAUGGCUACAGAACCAUCCGAAAGUGCGACCGUCAAUGCGGUAUACGAAGGCUGAGAAAUUAUUCGAAGAUGAGCCGCUUUGGAAGGCUGUACAUGAUAGUGAAAGAAAGGAGAUAUUCCGAGAUGUGUUGGAAUUCGUUGAGAAGCGAGAUAAAGAGAAUGCAAAAACGUUGCGUCGUCGUAACGUGCAGGCGCUCGCAGAUAUUUUAGAGGGAAUGGAAGAAAUAACUUAUCGGACAACGUGGGCUCAAGCACAACGUUUAUUAAUCGAAAAUCCGGCUUUUGCUAAUGACAGCACACUUCAGAAUAUGGACAAAGAGGAUGCGUUAAUCGUAUUCGAAGAUCACAUUCGAACAGCCGAAAAACAUUACAUGAAGGAAAAAGAAAUGGAGGAAAAGCGACGGAAAAGACAAGAAAGAAAAAUUAGAGAAGCAUUCCAAGAAUAUUUACAUGAUUUACAUAAAAGAGGAGAAUUAACAUCAGUUUCCUUAUGGAGCGAUUUAUAUCCGAUAAUAUCGGCAGAUAAUCGUUUUGAUAACAUGUUAACGCAGUGUGGAAGCACGCCAUUGGAUCUGUUCAAGUUUUACGUAGAGGAUCUUAAAUCGCAAUUCGGACAAGAUCGUCGUACGAUUAAAGACAUUUUGAAGGAUUUGAAUGUGACGGUCGAAUUGGAGACAUCGUUUGAUCAGUUGUGCAAUUGGAUAAAUUCGGAUGAGCGUGGCAAGAGUGUUGAUGUUGGCAAUAUGAAACUGUGUUACAAUUCAUUCAUUGAGAAGGCCGAGGCGAAAGAGAAAGAACUGGAAAGGGAGCAAGCCCGAAAGCGUCGUCGUCACGAAACAGCGUUUCGUAACGUUCUGCGCGCUCUCGUGCCACCCGUUGAGCCAACUUCACAAUGGGAAAUCAUUCGAGCGAAGAUUGAGAAUGAAGAGGCGUUCAUUGCCGUCGAAAGUGAAGAACUCCGACAAAAAUUCUUUGCGGAUUACCUGCAAAAUUUGGCAGAAGCAUGUGGUCAUCAUCACGGUACGGGCAAGAAGAAAAAGAAGGNAAGGAUUACCUGCAAAAUUUGGCAGAAGCAUGUGGUCAUCAUCACGAAAGAUUCUGACUCGGAUACCGAAAAUCGUCCAAAGAAAUCUAAAAAGAAGCAUCAUCGUUCAGAUGCAAGUGGUGAUGAAGAGAAAGAUCCAGAACGUAAACGUAAGAAGAAAUCGAAGAAACAUUCCAAAUCUCAAUCACGAUCUCAGUCUCCUUUAGCGGAACCAGUCGAAAAGCACGCAAAAUUGAAACAUUCUUCAUCACGGCAGGAAGAGAGCAAUGAGUCGGAAUUAAGUGAAAGUGAGUUGGUACGCAAACGGAAGGAACUUCUUAAUAAACUCGUCUCGUCACCAUCCAAUAUUCAGUAG
Messenger RNA from Anisakis simplex (herring worm), 1446 nucleotides. Lineage: Eukaryota; Metazoa; Nematoda; Chromadorea; Rhabditida; Anisakidae. The record is from the annotation of a GenBank genome assembly.